AGUUCCACUGAUAGCGCCUCUAGCGGUGAAACUGGAAGUUGACAAAAAGUUGAAGUUGCAUAAGUGGCUGCGGCGUGAGAAGAUAUUUCACCCGUGAACUCUGAACUGCAGGUUAUGUUUCAGUCUAAAGGUGAGAUGAAGUUGGAGGAGUAUUUCCAGAGGAUUGACUUUCGUGGGUCUCGUGACAAAGCAGAUCUUGCAACGCUGAAGGCGAUCCACAAGCUGCACGUCAUGUCGAUCCCGUUCGAAAACCUCAGCAUUCACUGCGGCGAGCGGAACAUCAUGGACCUGCCGAUCAUUUUCAAUAAGCUGGUGAGGAGCAAACGUGGAGGCUGGUGCCUUGAGAACAACUACCUGUUUGGAUGGGUGCUGAGGGAAAUGGGCUUCAACACCACUAUGCUGAGCUCCAGAGUUUUUAAUAGUAUUCAUGGUGACUUUGGCCCCUAUGAUUCUCAUUUAAUUAACAAAGUCAUCAUUGAUGGGAAGGCUUAUAUAGGGGAUGUAAGUUUUGGGGUAUCGUGCCAGGUGUGGGAGCCGUUGGAGCUCAUCUCUGAGAAGGACCAACCUCAGGCGGCGGGUGCUUUUCGCCUCAUCGACAAGGGUAACAUGUGGGUGCUGGAGAAGACGUGUCACAAACCCAAAAUUCUUAAUCCAGACUUUGCCGGAUCAAGUUUGGUCAACAGGAAGGAGAGGAAGACAGUCUACUGCUUCACAUUGGAGCCUCGUGACGUGGAAUAUUUUCUGGAUGUAAACGACAGACUCCAGAAAGACCCCGCCUGCCUGUUCACCAACAAAUCCAUCUGCUCCCUGCAGACCCCAUCAGGGUUCCGAGUUCUGAUGGGAUGGACCUUCAGCGAAGUCACCUACAGGCCUGAGGAGGGAGUCGACGUCAUAGACAUGAGGGACGUACCUGAUGAUGAGAUAGAAACCCUUCUGAGGGAACGCUUCCGUGUUGAGCUCUCCAACAAACUGAAGCCGGUGAACAACAGAUCAUUUUACACACUCUGAAACAAAAUCCUUCCUUUGUAAACACGAACUCUGAGCUCAAUAAUAUGAGAGUUUUAAAGCAAAAAAGCAUAAAAUCAUAGAGCACAUGUUUUUAUAGUAUUUCCCUAGUAGUACUCUAGGCAAAACACAAAAACUAAUUAAAUCAGUAUUUUGGUGUAGGGACAAUCCUAAAUAGGUUUGCAUGUUUUUACUAAAUUAAAGUGUUUAAAUGUAAUUUAUUAAAUUUUAUUUAAUUUGUUCGUUUCCUUUCAAGAUUUUUUUUAGUCUGUUAAAAACAAAACUGUCAGUAUUGAGUCACUUGACGCCUGAAGUUACUUUUAGCUAUGAAAAGAAACACCUUUUGGUUGUUUUUUAAGUAGAUGCUCCAUUAAGGUCAUUUUGGAGCUGAAGUGGUUUGAUGCAUAUUUGCAUCAAUAGAUGUUAAAGAGUUAAACAGGUUUUUUUGUAAAUGUUGUUUUCAUCUUAAAUUAAUCACAAUUUAACGCACAUAUUAGAGUAAAAUCAUCCUUUUCCUUUCAUGUGUAGUUUUCUGUAGCAAAUAAAAAUUCUUUGGACUGACAGCAAAUAACUGGUUUUGUUUUGUUUUCUGUCUAUAUUAAAAAGCUAAUGACACAAUAAAUAUAUUGUCCACCAUUUUUUCUGAAUGUCUGGUUUUUGUUCAACUGAACAGUUUUAGAAUAAAGUUAUUUUACUAAUCGUU
Molecule: messenger RNA, 1708 nt
Organism: Oryzias latipes (Japanese medaka)
Lineage: Eukaryota; Metazoa; Chordata; Actinopteri; Beloniformes; Adrianichthyidae
Product: arylamine N-acetyltransferase, pineal gland isozyme NAT-10-like
Molecular function (GO): arylamine N-acetyltransferase activity
Source: RefSeq, a predicted model, not a curated record